This is a messenger RNA of Schizophyllum commune H4-8, 840 nucleotides long. RefSeq lists its product as uncharacterized. The transcript is spliced from 2 exons. NCBI's taxonomy places the organism in Eukaryota, Fungi, Basidiomycota, Agaricomycetes, Agaricales, Schizophyllaceae. The record is from RefSeq and is a predicted model, not a curated record. The coding region runs from base 273 to 707 and encodes 144 amino acids.
UCCGGGAUAUAUACGAGCUGCAGUUCGGCAAUGCAGAACUUCAACCGUGUACUUACCGCUUUCGUUUUCGGAUAAAUUCCGCGCUGCCAUUCCGCUCACGCUGCGCGUGUCGUGCCGUCGGGACUCCGCGCCAGCGCCAACUCAGCGCUGAGCGCCCGCUUCGCAUCAAGUCCUCACAACACGUCUUGCCCAUAUAUGGGCUGCGUAACCCACCACGAUGGCUAGCCACGGCCCCUCUCGUCGUCGCCUACAUCGAUCGGAUUAUGGCUCCAAUGCCGGGCAGCUGUGGCCUCUGGGAAAAAAUUAGUGCUGCCGGUCCACCUGUGUCGCGACUCACGAGGAACAGAUCGCCUGACGCUUGCCACCCCGUUUCCAUAACCCCAUUGGACGUCUUCUACAACGUUCCCCGUCGCCCCGCCAUGCGCAAGGAGUCCGCGAUCUGCUGCGUCCAGGACGACUUCUGGGUCAGAAUUCUGCAUACUUCUGAUCUCUGGCGACAUUCUUAUUGUCAGAAGACCUAUGAAGAUCAGCCGGACGGCCGCCACCAUCUCGCCUACGCGCUAUCGUUCGUCGCACACGGAUUUCGUUCACUCCGAUCCAUUGCGGCGGUUCCUCGUGUCGUGGAGGCCUCCUGUUAUGCGUGGGUUUUGCCCAGCUCAUUCCAUGCGCAGACUGGACGUCCGACGACGUCGGAAAACGAUGGAUGAUGCUUUCCCGUUUAUCAGGCCAGCUCGAUGACGGAUCCCCCUUGAGAUAUCUUGUACGUUAACUCGCAUUUUGCACCCCCCUUCUACAAUGGUGCUGUCAAGUUGCCGAUUCGUCACUUCUCGUUUACGUUUC